Messenger RNA from Hirsutella rhossiliensis, 1449 nucleotides. Its product is annotated as cytochrome p450 domain-containing protein. NCBI's taxonomy places the organism in Eukaryota, Fungi, Ascomycota, Sordariomycetes, Hypocreales, Ophiocordycipitaceae. The record is from RefSeq and is a predicted model, not a curated record. The transcript has 4 exons. The coding region runs from base 1 to 1449 and encodes 482 amino acids. Gene Ontology annotation, molecular function: iron ion binding; monooxygenase activity; heme binding.
AUGGCGCUAUUCACCCUGGCCGUGGUCUGGCUCGUUGCCGUGGCCCUCUUGUCCGCACUCCAGCGCCGCUUCCAGACUUAUAUCCCUGUAUAUCAAGGGAAAGGGUCCCUCGCGUUCCUCAGCGUCGCCCAAGAUUUUGCGACGAAACCCAUCGGCUUGAUUCAAAAGGCGACAGAGCAAUGCGGCAACGUCUUCAGCAUCCGGGUCUUGUCCGUCUAUAAUGUCUGGCUGCGUGGGAAUGAACUCAACAAGAUAUACCUGGAUACGCGGGAAGAUGUAUGGUCCUUCAAGGCCGGCAUGGGUCUCUUCCUGAACAAGAUUGUCGAUCCUGGUUUCUGGGAGCACUACAGGGUCCUCCUGUCGUCUCUCAGUAAGUAUGUCAGCGGCGGGGCCGCCCAGGAGCAUGCCGCCGUCGUCUCGGUGGAAGAGACGCGCAAGGCUGCCGCGAAAUGGGCCACAGAGCGCGACUUUGAGCUCUUCGAUACCGUCUCCCUUCUCGUCCACAAGAUCACAGUCCGGUCCCUCAUGGGCGAAGACUUUUACGAGCACAAUGCGCAUGAGCUUUUUCAACUCCUGCAUGCCAUGGAAGCCGACAUCGGGAGCAUCCUCUCCUUUGUCUUGCCAGACUGGAUCCCGCACCCGCCUGCUCGACGGCUACGCAAGGCGCGUGAGCGCUUCAAGGAAAUCUUUCUUGAGCGUCUGCACGAGCGGAGCUUAGCGGGCGCCGAGAUGGCUCGGCCGAAGCAGGAUUACGUCGCUUUCACUAUGCAGGACAAAGCUACGGCCCCGUUGAAAUAUCUCAUGGCCAGCCACCAUACCAUUCUCAUGUUUGCCGCGCACACGAGCACGGCUGCCAAUAUUGCGUGGAAUAUCAUCGCCCUGCUUCGCCAUCCCGAUAUUAUGAACAAGGUGAGCGAGGAGCUGAGGUCCGAGCCAGAGGGCAACGAGUCGCUGCUCUUGCAAGCAUGCGUCAAGGAGACCACCCGGUACUACUGUGGGAUCAAGCUUCUCCGGCUCGCCUGCCGGGACAUGAGCAUCCCUGAAGCCAACGUCAAGGUCCCCAAAGGCGCGGUAGUCUCCAUCAGUCCGUAUUUAACGCACCGAGAUCCCGAAAAUUAUGCAAACCCUGAGGCAUGGGAUCCGCAGAGAUGGAUAGGAGAGGAUGGCGAGAUCAAACAGGUGGAAAACAAGAGCAACGGCGUCAAGUUCAUGCCAUUUGGCGGCGGCAGUCACCGAUGCGUGGGGGAGAAGAUGGCCAUAAUCAUGGUGACGAAAGCCGUGGCAACUCUUGUGAGGGAGUACGACUGGGGGUGGGCAAGCCCUGAUGUGCCCGACAAGACCGACUUUGAGAGUCUCGACUUUGGCAAGGUCGGGACGCCUUGGCUGCGAGGCGAUGUGAGGGUUCGGGUGAAGAAGGCUUGCUUGACGACUGCGACCUGGCGAGUGUGA